CCGCUUCCGCCUCCCGCUCGGGCCCGUGACGCGGCCCAGGGCCCGCCCCGCUGUCGCCGGAGCCCCGGGCCGUGCUCGCCCGCCCGCCCGCAGCAUCCAGAGAGUGGGAUUAUCACACUGAUUCUAAGAAGAAAAGUCGGCAGUGAUCCAGGUGCUCCCACUGUUCUUGCUGCAGCUCACCAAAUAGGCAGGAAAGAUGGAAAUGUCAGAAGAUGAUAGUAACAUGGAAGAAUACCCCACUGAAAUUCAUGAUUAUCUCACAGCAUUUGAAAAGUCUCUUGGUUCUGUAGAUGAGAUGCUGAAGACAAUGAUGUCAGUUUCUAGGAGUGAGCUUUUGCAAAAGUUAGAUCCUCUUGAGCAAGCAAAGCUGGAUUUGGUUUCGGUGUACACAUUAAAUUCUAUGUUCUGGAUAUACUUGGCUACCCAGGGAAUCAAUGCAAAGGAACAUCCAGUGAAACAGGAACUGGAGAGAAUAAGGACAUACAUGAACAAGGUCAAAGAAAUAACAGACAAGAAAAAGGCAUCAAAACUGGAUAAAGGAGCUGCUUCUAGAUUUGUAAAAAAUGCACUCUGGGAACCAAAUGCAGAAAGUGAACAUACUUCCAAAACUCCUACUAAAGGAAAAAAGCGACAGAGGGACUAAAUAUUUUUUUCCCCCUCAUAUCAGUAGCAGACACCUAGAACUUAACUUGGAAAUGUUUUUUCAUACUGCAUGUGUCUCACACAAGUGCUGUAUAACAGAUUAAAUUAUACUUACAAACUUUACAGGAUUGUAUUUUGUCCAGAACACUGAGGUGAUCACAUUUAAAGUGUAUAUAAGUGCCAUUUGGUGCACAUUUGACAUUUCAUUGCUCAAAUGAUUAUGACCUGUCAUAUACUUGGUGGUAAUAAAUACUAGUGGUGUUUUGUUUAUAAUGCCUAUUAAUUCAAUUUUUUUAAAUGAUUUUUUGACACUUUUUUAUAUGUCCUCCAUCUCCUCAAUAUUAAAAAGUUUCAAACACUGC
This is a messenger RNA of Poecile atricapillus (Black-capped chickadee), 1004 nucleotides long. RefSeq names its product C1D nuclear receptor corepressor (gene C1D). Gene Ontology annotation, cellular component: exosome (RNase complex); nucleolus. Gene Ontology annotation, molecular function: DNA binding; RNA binding. The transcript has 6 exons. Gene Ontology annotation, biological process: maturation of 5.8S rRNA; regulation of gene expression. NCBI's taxonomy places the organism in Eukaryota, Metazoa, Chordata, Aves, Passeriformes, Paridae. The record is from RefSeq and is a predicted model, not a curated record. The coding region runs from base 197 to 643 and encodes 148 amino acids.